Molecule: messenger RNA, 3294 nt
Organism: Brassica napus (rape)
Lineage: Eukaryota; Viridiplantae; Streptophyta; Magnoliopsida; Brassicales; Brassicaceae
Product: serine/threonine-protein kinase AGC1-5-like
Exons: 4
Coding region: 347-2065 (572 amino acids)
Biological process (GO): protein phosphorylation
Cellular component (GO): plasma membrane; nucleus; cytoplasm
Molecular function (GO): protein serine/threonine kinase activity; ATP binding
Source: RefSeq, a predicted model, not a curated record
AGAGAUGAGAGGCUAAGAACAUUUCACUCCCUCCAUCUCUUUUGCAUCUCCUCAUGUCUCUUCCUCUCUCUCUGCUUUUCCAGGCUGAGACACUAUUAAGGGAAUAAACCAAACUAACGUUUACAAUAGACAAGCCAAUUAAAGUCCUCUUUGAAUCUUGGAACAUUACUAAUUGUUUUCUUUUAGAGUUUGUGAUUCGUAUUCUAGGAACUAACACUUAAUGUCACAUGCAUUUAAACAUGAGUUGACAUGAUUUGAUUUUCCCUCACUUUGUCUUUUAAAUCAACAAGGAAGCGUUUGAUCAUCUCAGGCAAGAGCUGUCUUAUAACCAAAAGAUAUUCCAAAGAUGGACUUAGCUUCCAAGAAGAGCACAUCUAAUGACACCACCAAGGAGAUAGACCCUACCUUGAUACCCAAGUCACCUCACGCUCCAUUUUCUCUUAAACUAGGAGACAAUGUUCCGAGAAACCCUCAUUUUGAUCUCAAAAAGAUGGAUCCCCUCGUCAGACACCAACCCACAAAGUCACCUGAACCCCCCACCGCAACCAGAGGGGGAACCAACGAGGCUGAUUCAAAGCACAGCGAAGGUGAUGGCUUAGGAACGAGGAAGAAUCUUCCUAAAAAUCUUCACUAUGAUCCCAAGAAGAUUGUUCCAUUAACCACACCUGAAACACCCUCACCAAGCGCCAGAACUCAUCCUCAACGUAGGACAAAAUCUCCAGACAACAAGAGAGCCCCCAGACACAAUGCAGACUCUGCCUAUGGUGAUUGCCCUUCAGCUACACCUUUCAAGCCUCACACGGGAGGUGACGUGAGAUGGGACGCCAUUAACUCGGUUACUUCAAGAGGGCCUCAGAUAGGUCUAGACAGCUUCAGGCUUCUGAAACGUCUAGGGUAUGGGGACAUAGGCAGCGUCUAUCUCGCUGACUUGCAAGGGACAAGUGCGGUUUUCGCAAUAAAGGUGAUGGAUAAGGCCUCGUUGGCUAGUAGAAACAAGUUGCCGAGGGCUCAGACCGAAAGAGAGAUCUUAUCCUUGCUUGAUCAUCCCUUCUUGCCAACGCUUUAUUCUUACUUUGAGACAGAUAAGCUCUACUGCCUUGUCAUGGAGUUCUGCAGCGGAGGAAAUCUACAUUCUCUCAGACAGAAACAGCCCAACAGGCGUUUCACAGAAGAGGCCGCGAGGUUCUACGCGUCUGAAGUGUUACUAGCAUUGGAGUAUCUACACAUGUUGGGGGUUGUAUACAGAGACUUGAAGCCAGAGAACAUCUUAGUUCGAGACGAAGGCCACAUAAUGCUUUCAGACUUUGACCUUUCCCUCCGUUGCACCUUUAACCCAACCCUCGUGAAGUCCUCCUCCGUCUGUAGCGGAGGAGGAGCUAUCCUCAACGAGGAGUUCGCCGUCAACGGCUGCAUGCAUCCCUCAGCCUUCCUCCCACGUCUCCUCCCUUCCAAGAAAACACGCAAAGCCAAAUCAGACUCCGGCCUGAACGGCCUCUCCAUGCCAGAGCUCAUGGCUGAGCCAACGGAUGUACGGUCAAUGUCCUUUGUAGGCACACACGAGUACUUAGCUCCAGAGAUCAUACGUGGAGAGGGACAUGGAAGUGCUGUAGACUGGUGGACGUUCGGGAUCUUCCUCUUCGAGCUCUUACACGGAACAACACCGUUCAAAGGACCAGGGAAUAGAGACACGCUCCACAACGUUGUUGGUCGGCCCUUGAAGUUCCCAGACCUCCCUCACGUGAGCUCAGCGGCGCGUGAUCUCAUUCGCGGUCUUCUAGUGAAGGAUCCUCACAGGAGAAUCGCUUACACAAGAGGAGCUACGGAGAUAAAGCAACACCCUUUCUUUGAAGGUGUUAAUUGGGCUCUGGUGCGUAGCGCUGCACCGCCGCACAUUCCUGACCCUGUUGACUUGGGACCGUUGACUGCUGCUAGAGGGAAGUCCAAGGGACAUGGAAGUAGUGAUCACUAUAAUAACCCAAUGAAGCCUGAUGCUCAGGUCGCUUGUGCUGCUGGUCCUGCUACUCCCACUGAUGAUACUGCUUAUGUAGACUUUGAGUACUUUUAGACACAGCAACACCCUAAGCUUGAGAGAUUCUAUAUGUUUUUCUUGUUCAUACUCUUAAUUUUUUUGACUAAUGCAGUUUGUGCUAUGUAAAGAGAAACAAAUGACUUUAUUUGUCCACAAGAAAAUUACUGAAGCUUUAACUAGAGAAAGAAAUGACUUUAUUUUUUUGACUAAUACAGGGUUAGGGUCCCAAUCGGUUCUUCGGUUUAAAAAUACCUGAUUUGUAUCUACUUUGUAAUCAAAACAUAAAUAAAGCCGGUUCUUCGGUUUUAAAAUACAUGAUUUAUACCUAUUUUGUAACCAAAACACAAGUAAAAUCGAUUCAAAAAUAAGAAAUGAACAUCAAACGUGAACAUUUAAAAUCAAACCAGAGAUAAACACAUUUAUCGAUAGAAAGAAAACCUAAUAAAUGAAAGCGUAAAACAAAAACCAAGUUCUCAUGAAAUGAGAAACAUUAUUCAAUGAAAACAAAACCAAAAUCUAAAAACUUCAAGCUUCAACUCCCAUCUUCAACCAUCAACCUUCAUGUAAUAGAUAAUUAUUUUAGAUGUUCAAUAAUAUCUUAGUGUAUUUUGGAUACAUAUUAGGAAUUGAGAUCAUGUUUGGUAUAAGACUAUAAGUUCUUUUUUGGGAUUUUGAAUCUUUUGGGUUCUAUCGGGUAUCCAUUUAGGUUCGGGUUCGGUUCGGAUAAUACCCAUAACCCGAAAUACGGUAAAACAAGAUCCAUUCGGUAUUUACAUCGGGUUCGGAUCGGUUCAGAUUCAUUUUUAUCGGAUCGGGUCCGGUUCGGAUUUUCGGAUUCGGAUUCAAUGAAGCAUGAUGCUCAAGUCGCUUGUGCUGCCGGUCUUGCUACUCCCACUGAUGAUACAGCUUAUGUAGACUUUGAGUACUUUACACAGUAAUACUCUAAGCUGAGAAAAUUCUAUAUGUUUUUCAUGUUCAUAUUUUUUUUUGAUUAAUACAGAUCGUGCUAUGUAAAGAGAAACAAAUGCCUUUAUCCAUAUAAACAAUGUUCAAGAAAACGGUAUCCAAAUAACUAAAUGAUUAUUGUGAACUAACGAUUAAACUGAUUAUUCAGAGUUUAAAGAGAAACUUAAAUGUUAAUAAGUUAUUGAUUUGUUUUUAUAUAAUUUAUAUUUAUAUUAGAUAUUUUAGUUUUAAAAUUUAAUUAUAAAAUUAUUUUGAUGAAUUAUAAAAAUUAUAGGUAUUUCAAAAAAAUGAAUUAAAAA